GCGGCUAGCAUCGGAGGUGGGCAAGCCUAGCGGUGUAUUGUGGGAGAGACAGAAGCUACAGACCAGAGGCACACAAUAUGUGUUGGCUCUCGCCGAAAAGGAGGCAGUAUUCUUCAAGCUAAAUCAUGUAAUGUAAGCGGCGAAAGGAGAGCGAUUCCGUCUUUUCAUCAAUUAAAGAAAAAUCACUCGAUCGGACGAACCAUGUCCAAGCCAGGGGAGAGAAACAGAUUGAACGAAGACCAUGGCAGAAAGCAGAGUUCAAGUUUGGCGAACGGCAUGGACAGUCAUCCCGUUUGCGGCUCGGCGGAGAAGCGGAGUCACCACUGGAGAAGUUACAAGUUGAUCAUCGACCCGGCGCUGAAGAAGGGACCACACAAACUGUAUCGCUACGAUGGACAGACUUUCAGUAUGCCCAACCCUGGGAUUGCACCGGUGGAAAUCGUCCGGGAUCCGAGGAUCGGUCGUCUCUGGACAAAGUACAAAGAGACGGAUCUACCGGUGCCCAAAUUUAAGAUCGAUGAGUGCUACAUCGGCCCCGUGCCUCCAAAGGAGGUGACAUUCGCCAGGCUCAAUGACAAUAUCAGGGAAGGAUUUCUCACCGACAUGUGCAAGAAAUUCGGGGAGAUCGAGCAGGUCGAGAUCUUGUACAACCCGAAGAACAAAAAGCACCUGGGAAUAGCCAAAGUUGUUUUUGAGACGGUGAAAGCCGCCAAAGUGGCCGUGCAGUCGCUGCACAAGACGUCUGUUAUGGGAAACUUCAUCCACGUGGAGCUGGACCCGAAAGGUGAAAAUCGCCUUCGGUACUUCCAGCUCCUGAUGAAUGGCACCUACACUCCGCAGACCCUGCCUGUCGGCGGAGAGGAGGCCAGAGAAGUUUCCCCUCGUAUCCUGGCAGAAGCCUUGCUGGCCUGCGAGCCCAUCCGCAGGUUGUCGGAGAGCGGCGUGUCAGCUGUUGGAGGAACAUUGCCACCCAGCAGCUCUACCACUCCACUGUCCCUGGAGACGGGCUACUCCAGCCUAAGGCAGGACACACCCCAGUCCCAGGGAACCCCUCAUACCCCACGGCAGACUGGUACACCCUACUCUCAAGACUCCAAUUUCUCCAGUCGGCAGUCCACGCCGGCGUACCAGUCCAGCCGUGCCGAGAGCUCCGGAGGUUACAAAUCUCGCAGACACGAGAGUAAGUUCCAGGACGCGUACAACCGCAGACCGGAGAGGCCUCAGUACCGCAGCAACAUGUACCGAAGUACGACGUCUGAACAAGCUCCCUUCAAACAGCACCAACUCACCCCACCUGAACCUCCACCUUCCACCCCUUCCUACACCUACACAGCGCCUCCCCCUGCUACGCCCAACUUCAAGUCCGCCUUCUCGCCCUACCAGGCUCCUUUGCCCCCCGCGUUCCCCCCGUCAGAUCCUGCUUUCCAUCACCCAGCCCAAAGGGAGGGUGAGUACCUCCGACCACCGCAGCCGCCUCUGGCAGCGGCCACUGACUUUUUACCCGUCAAGGAGAGACCAGAAACUCCUCCGAUCCCAGAGCCCCCGCCGGAGCCCGUGCCCCAUCCGACCACCCCUCCUCCCCAAACCCCAGAGCACUGCCCCUCACCUGGCUCCCCCACACUCGAUCCAGAGCGCAAUAGCCUGGAUUCCCGCAUUGAGAUGCUCCUCAAGGGGAAAAGGACAAAACUGCUGCCGUUCCUGGAGGAGCGAGACUCGGACACUGAGGUGCGAAUGGAGGGGAGUCCCAUCUCCUCCUCGUCCUCUCAGCUAUCCCCAAUUCCCCCUUACACAAGUGGCUCCCAAGGCGGCCAGCAGAACUCCCGUCCCUCCAGCACGGGCUUGGAGGACAUCAGUCCGACCCCACUGCCAGACUCGGAAGAUGAAGAGCCGAUACCCGGAACUGCCUCGCUGAUCAAGAGAAUCACUUCUCCUGUGCAGGAGAAGAUGAGCAACAGUGACCUCAAAGAUGGACAUUUUCGAGGCCACACUCCCACUGAUAAAAUGGACACGGGUCAACAGUCGUCAGGAGAAGACAUGGAAAUCUCUGACGACGAGAUGCCCGGGACUCCGAUCACCAGCGGCGACUGUGGCAAGGGCAUCGUCAUAAACUCUGCUGUGUCCCCGAUGCAGACCAUUACCAUCCCUCCUCCCGGCUUCCCCCCUCUCCCGCACCAGGCCGGCUUCCCGAUUUCGCAUCACCACCUGGCCGCUCACUCUGCCGUCACGGGACACCCCCACCUGGCCGGUCACCCUGCAGUGCCUCACCAUAUGCUGCCACCCAUGGGUCCCUACCCUCAUAGCAUGGUGCCGCUGGUGCAAAUGGAGCUGAUGAACUGCUUGCGGUGGGAACAGUGGAGCUCUGUUCCCAUGUCCUUCCAGAUGCAGCAGCAGAUGCUGAGUCGCUACGCUCAGACCAGAGGGCCCUAUCCUUAUCCACAUUUUAUGGAUGGUGGUGCGUCUGGGCCAUUCGGGGGACCCUAUGCGCCUCUGUCUAUGGGUGCUACGCCCGCUGGUGGCGCAGCAGCACCCGGACAACAAUGGCAGCAUCCCAGUAUACCAAAGUUCAACCCUACUGUUCCUCCUCCUGGAUAUGAGACGAAAAAGGAGGAUCCCCACAAGGCCACUGUUGAGGGUGUGCUGCUGGUCAUUGUCAAGGAGCUGAAGGCCAUCAUGAAGAGGGACCUGAACCGCAAAAUGGUGGAGGUGGUGGCUUUUAGAGCCUUUGAUGACUGGUGGGAGAAGAAGGAGCGCUCAGCAAAGGCGUCUUUGACUCCAGUGAAGGGUGCGGAGGGAAAGGAAGAAGAAAGACCCAAACCCAAAGAGACAAUGGGUUCAAGUCUGCUGGAGAACUGGAACAAAGGCGAGGGACUGGGCUACGAGGGAAUGGGCCUGGGAAUCGGUCUGCGAGGAGCCAUCCGCCUGCCCUCCUUCAAGGUCAAACGAAAGCCUGAGGCUGCAGCUGCAGGGGACAACAAACGAGCGCGACCAUCCACUCCAGUGGAUGACGACCUGGAGGAUGAAGACCGGGAUCGAGACCCAGCCGAGCUCCCGUCGGACGAUUCCAAAAUGGAUGCCGACAGUGCAUCUGCAAAGCGACGGCACUCCCGGCCACUUGAACUGGACAGCGAGGGCGAGGAGGAGGUGGACACGUCAGAAAAGGAAGAGGAGUCGUUGUCUGACAGGGAGGAGCCUGAUGAGACAGAGGCUGCAGAUAGGCUGUCAUCAGGCAAAGAGAGUGGCGAUGAGGAGGGUGAUGAUGAAGACUCAUCCAGCGAGAGCGCUUCCUCAGAUUCAUCUGAUGACGAAGCUGAGAGUUCAUCUUCCUCCAAGAGCAGCUCAGACUCUUCAGCAGCAAGUUCAGACUCCUCAGAGUACGAGAUGAGCUCGGAAGAGGAAGGGGAUGAGGAGGAAGAAAAGGAAGAGGAUGCAAUGGCACAAGAUGUGGAGGCCGAAGGCAAAGUGGCCAUGACCACCUCGUCCUCUUCAUCCUCUUCAUCUUCGUCUUCGGAUGAAGAGGAUGCACAGGCAGAGACCGUGGCACCGAGCCCACCUGCGCGACCGGUCCCAGAGGACAAGGAGGAGCAGAGGAGCAGAGAGGAGCCGAGCAGCAAGCUCAAACGCAGACCUCCAAGUCCUGAGGAGGAGGUGAUGGAGCAUCCGAAGCCGCCAUCACCCAAAGGCCUCCCACUCAAAGAGCGAGACAUCAGCGUAGACGGCAGCGUUCCUGUAGUGAAGUCCGAACCUCAGGAGCAUGUAGCGAACCUUCGGCCACCCACUCCCACAGGUGCCCUGCCCGACAGCGACCAGGACACAAAAGCCAAAGGUAAAGCAGAGCCUGAGGAAGUACCCUGCACCCCCGGGCGAUUAAUCCCACCCCACGUAGAUGCAAACACACCUGUCCCCAAAUCUGCCUCUGCAUCUUUAAUGCACCUCCCCCUCCCUCCUCACCCGGCAGUAGAAGGUCGUUCCCUCCUUCAUCCACCCCCUGGUCCCCUGCCUGAGCUCCCCCAGCGGCCCCGGCUCCCCACAGAUGAGGAUAUCCCCCGCACGCCAGGCAGGGACCUGAUGGAGCGUGCCCGAAGUCUGGGCAAGUCCCAGAGCACGGACACUGUUCCCAUCACACCUGGUAGUGAUGCCCCGCUGACGGGCAGCAGCCUGUUGCUCAGCUCCCCUCACAUCCCCGGUAGUCCCUUCUCCUACCCUUCACAGUCCCCUGUCCUUAGCGCUGGAGUCCCCCGCACUCCAGGAAGAGACUUAACCUUCACCCCUGUCUUCCCUGACCCCGCAGCACUGACGCUUAAUAGGAAAAUAUCCUCUGAGAGCCUGGACGAUAGACCUGUUUUUAAGGAGCCGCCCAUCAGCGCUCUGCCUAACCAGGCUCUGUCAGCUGGCGCAGAGCAUUCAGCCAGUGUCCCUGAAGAUCUUCCCACUUGUCUCACUGUCGACGUCCCUGUGCCAUCAGAUACUGCAGCGUCAAAGAGGAAACCUGGACGACCCAAAGUCAAAAAGACGCCAGCUGUCUCUGCAGCUGACGAGUCUUUGGAGCUAUCCUCUGAGUCCAUCCCUCCUCCUCACCAAACACAUCUCGGCGAUGUAUCCACGGAAACGAUAUCCGCCAAGUCCCCCGACCACCCGAGCCUGGACUUCCGGGAAGGAGAGGUGAAGCCCCAGACGGUCCUGCCCACUGAGGACGGCUUCCUGCCCUAUGAAGAAGAGCCACCUGUGGUCGUGAAGCCUCCGCGGAGGGCGCGGCGAGGCUGGGAAGAGCUGCUGCUGGGCAGCCUGUCCCCUGUCACCUCGCCUCCCCGACCGUACUUCACCCCACGCUCAGAGUUUGAGGAGAUGACCAUCCUGUAUGACAUCUGGAACGAAGGCAUAGAUGACGAAGACAUACGGCUUCUGCAGAUCACGUAUGAUAAGAUGCUCCAGCAGGAUAAUGGCAAUGACUGGCUCAACGACACGCUCUGGGUCAACCAUCCUCCUACCAACAUCCCUGGAGUAAAGAAAAAGAGACGAGACGACGGCAUGAGGGACCACAUAACCGGCUGUGCGCGUAGCGAGGGGUACUACAAGAUCGACAAGAAGGACAAGAUAAAGUACCUUCAGAGCACAAAGCUGCAGUCAGAGGAGCCGCCGGUCGACACACAGGGUAUGAGUAUUCCUGCACAGGUCCACGCCUCUACCCGGGCUGGCUCGGAGCGGCGGUCGGAGCAGAGACGUUUACUAUCCUCGUUCGCAUGUGACAGUGACCUGCUGAAAUUUAACCAGCUGAAGUUCCGUAAGAAGAAGAUCAGAUUCUGCAAGUCGCACAUCCACGACUGGGGUCUUUUCGCCAUGGAGCCCAUCGCUGCAGAUGAAAUGGUGAUCGAGUAUGUGGGACAAAACAUCAGACAGGUGAUUGCGGACAUGCGAGAGAAGCGAUACGAAGAGGAGGGCAUCGGCAGCAGCUACAUGUUCCGCGUCGACCACGACACCAUCAUAGACGCCACCAAGUGUGGCAACUUUGCCCGCUUCAUCAACCACAGCUGCAAUCCCAACUGUUAUGCGAAGGUGAUCACGGUGGAGUCUCAGAAGAAGAUCGUGAUCUACUCCAGACAGCCCAUCAACGUCAACGAGGAGAUCACGUACGACUACAAGUUCCCCAUCGAGGACGAGAAGAUCCCCUGUUUGUGUGGGGCAGAGAACUGCAGGGGAACUCUGAAUUAACGUCCAUGUGAGGUCAGUCUUCUCCAGGGUGUGAAACGUGCUGUCCUGGAAUUCAAGUUCCCCAGACACGCACACGUUGAGACUCCGGACGAGGAGGAACUGAAGAGGGACGAUUUUAUUUUGGAGCGAGAAGAAACCCUGCACGUCGUCCGUACGGCCCCCUUUCACAUAUUUAACUCUAGAUUGUUUACGAUUUAUGGUGCUCUUGAAAUUUAAAAAAAAAGGCAUAAUUUUUUUUAUGUCGGCCAGUGACCCAGAACUUAAACACUUGACUCGUUGGUGCAGCAUUUCCUCCUCUCAACGUCGGACAGUAUUUCAGCAUGGCUCCUCCCACGUCGAGUCUCGCUUUGUACAGUUUUACACUUUUUUUUUUCCUCACCUUUGUCUCAUAAGCUUUACGUACACCACACAUGGUACAAAAAAAACAACAACACAGAAUCACAUGAUCAGCUGCUUACUAACACUGAUGAGACGCACAAGCCCGCCAGAUAAAAAAAAAAAAAGAACGCCUCUCUGGCACCUGAGCAGAUGGGAUGACUGCGGAGUGUCGUGGCCCGCCAACCGGACUGCAAUCCUGCUUUCUCGCUCCUACCUCCUCUGCACUUGGAAGUAACUCAAACUGAUGAAAAAAUUAAAAAAUUCAAGCAACAAAAAUGGUUAAAUCCUGCCACAAAAUCUAGAAUAUUUGGAUAUCACGCCUGCUUUCACCAGCCAGCGACAGAUCAUGCUGCUUCCUAUUAGUUUAUGCAACAACAAAAAACAAAGAGAAGUUAAAGAUGACUAAAUUUGUAUUAAUGAUAUUCCAGUGUUUCUCAGUUUUGUUUCGGUGGUUCCCUUGCUUGUUUCUUCAAAGACACUAUAUUUGUGUGUGAAUGUGUGAGAGAAUCCAACAUAUCUUAGUGUGUGUGUGUGUGUGUGUGUGUGUGUGUGUGUGUGUGUGUGUGUGUGAGAAUGUGAGUGCACUGCCCCCUGUAGGCCGUAGCAUAGAAGGCUGCCCAAUCAUGCACAGCAAGAAAAAUCCAACCAGUUCCCUGUCUGUAUCCACUGGGCAGCAUUUGACUUGUCAAACUAAGUUUUCAGCUGAUUAAGAGAUAAUUAUUUCUCAUUUUUAAGUGCCAUAUGAAUGUGUAACUGUGUUUGUUUCACCUGAGCAGGCAGGUGACGGACAUAAGAGUUGGUUUUUUCGCCUGUUGACAUGCAUGUGCAAAGAAUUGCUGCCGAUUUUGGGUGGUUGAUGAAGAUGUUUGGGUUCGCUUCAUCACGUUUGUGUCGUCUUCAACUACAACACUCAAUAACUCUACCAGUGUUCGAUGUUUCCUGCGAAACAGAAGUGUUUCUACAACCCAGCAGACCUCUCUGCGAGGGUUGUUCUUUCUUUAUAAACUCAUUAAGAUGAAAACAUAUUUGUGAAUGCACUCGAGGCUUGCACUUCCGCUUUACGCCCCCUCUUAGCCAAUCAUCACCCCCCCCCCCCCCCCCCCAAUUAAGACCAAGUCAGUCAUUGCUUUUCAUUCAGUUGGAUUAUGGAGAGUUUCUUUUUUUCACCAGUGAUGUUUAUAUUGUAUAUGAUGAUUACUUGUACAGAAGAUCUAAAGCUUUUUUAUCGUCACAGGGGUAACACUUUUAAGAUGCAUCUUUCUCUUUCUCUCUCUUUUUUUUUAAAAAACAAAAGACUGAGUAUUUAAAAUAUUUUCAGGGAUCUGUAAAAGGAAUCUGAGGGUUUAAAGGUUGUUUAUUUAAAAGAAAAAAGGUCCACUGUGUACAGGAAAAGUCACCACCUCCCUUUGGAAAGAUUGUUUCUUGUAGAAACGUCUUCAUUUUCUGCCCAUUUUGCUUUGUAAUCCUAAAAA
This is a messenger RNA of Epinephelus moara (kelp grouper), 7556 nucleotides long. It is a transcript of the gene setd1ba, whose product is annotated as SET domain containing 1B, histone lysine methyltransferase a. The transcript has 18 exons. The record is from RefSeq and is a predicted model, not a curated record. Gene Ontology annotation, molecular function: protein binding; histone H3K4 methyltransferase activity; RNA binding. Gene Ontology annotation, cellular component: Set1C/COMPASS complex. Lineage: Eukaryota; Metazoa; Chordata; Actinopteri; Perciformes; Serranidae. The coding region runs from base 202 to 5706 and encodes 1834 amino acids.